Messenger RNA from Eucalyptus grandis, 648 nucleotides. RefSeq names its product citrate-binding protein. Bases 1 to 648 code for a protein of 215 amino acids. The record is from RefSeq and is a predicted model, not a curated record. The transcript has 2 exons. Lineage: Eukaryota; Viridiplantae; Streptophyta; Magnoliopsida; Myrtales; Myrtaceae.
AUGACCCACCUGCUUUUUUUUAUCUCUCUGUUCUUAGGCCUCGUCCACUGCAUUGCCUCUUGGAGACCCAUCGAUCCAACGAAAGGGUUCGUGUCCCUUCCAUUGAAUCAAUCCAACUUCAAUGUUCAACGACCCUACGACGUACCUGAAGACGAGAGAUACUCCUUCGAGCAUGGAGUUCACAAGCUUUGGGUGUAUUCCAGUGACAAGCCUUUCGCGCCUACCAGCCGAACCAACCCUCGCACAGAGAUUCGCAUCCGCGGAUAUGAUUAUUCCUCCGGAGUGUGGCAAUUCGAAGGAUACGGGUACGUGCCAUGCGGAACAUCAGGCGUGUGCAUCAUGCAAGUCUUCGGGGCGAGCCCUCAAGCCACAACCCUAAUGGUCCGAGUCUAUAAUGGUUCAUUGUACUAUUACAGAAACCCCAUUCUACUCGAGAACAUUUACGACAGAUGGUUCAAACUAAAUGUGAUACACAAUGUGAAUGCUUCCACCGUGAAGAUCUACAUAGACGGACAGCUCAAGAUGGUAGCUCCUGGACGCGGUGGGGCUUCACAUUACUUCAAGUUCGGGGUUUAUGAGCAAGACAAUGCUUCCUACUAUAUGGAAUCACGGUGGAAGGGAAUCAAGGUUCUCAAGAUAUGUGAUUGA